Molecule: messenger RNA, 1292 nt
Organism: Kickxella alabastrina
Lineage: Eukaryota; Fungi; Kickxellomycota; Kickxellomycetes; Kickxellales; Kickxellaceae
Exons: 7
Coding region: 1-903 (300 amino acids)
Source: RefSeq, a predicted model, not a curated record
AUGGAGCUCCUGACACUUGCUGCAGCAGUGGCCAUAGUGCCUCGGGAGAAGAGGGUCGCAAUCUUCACUGGCUUGCAGGUAGUGAUGAAAUUGCCAGAGGAACUACUGGACAAGAAGGAUAAGGCGGACCAAGUGGUAGAGAGAGUGCACAACAGUCUGGCCCCCUGGGUGGCCAGACUGCUAGCCCCAAUAACAGCAGGGAGACUCAUCUGCCGCCAGGGUGAGAACUGCGUCAGGAACCUAUUUAUGGGCCACCUGAGGCCACACCCGCUUGACCCACAAGCAGCACAGCAACUUGCAGAAGCCCAGAAUGCAGCACCCGGUGAGCUGCCAACAGCGCCCAGGGCCAGGCUCACAUUAUCUCCUUCAACUCUCUCUCUCAACACCCCCAAUAGAAACAGCUACAACUUCAACCACAGGCACAGCAGCCACAUAAUUACCACCACUGCCACUGCCACUACAGCAACUGCAACUGCAGCCGCAGCCACCACAGGAACACAACCACUGCUUGUUCAUGACCAACCUGGCUCACAGCUUAGCCCCAGUGAUGCAGCGGCAGACAAACUGGUACAGGGGUGCAUACCCAGAGACAGAAAUGCAAUGAUGUCCUUGAGGCUGCAGACAGCUAGAGACCUGGGGAUACAUGAUGUCCUCCCACCAUCAACACUGGAGCUAGAAAAAAGAUGGGGCUCCAACUCGCAGAUGGCCAUGUGUGCCUAUGUACUCAAAUUGUCCCUGUUAAUUCUGCUUUUGGAGGAGUGGGCGCUGAACAUCAAGAAAUCCAUGGCUGAAGAGACCAAUUAUGGCCACAGUGAGCAGUUCAGAUACAAGGAACAGAUCACAGAGAAGACUGAGUUUAUAUACAACCACUGGAAGAAGAAAAAUGGCCAACAGGACUUCUAGGGGAGAAUAGUCAAGGAUUCUGCCUAAGAGGAGGUGUUGGUGGCUGUGACAGUCACAGACAACAGAUCGUAGCAGAGGUGCGAGGACAGCAGCCAUACCUCCCUAUAGCAUGGCAAUGAGGAGAUAACCUCUUGGACUUCAGACUGGUGGUACUUGUCACCAUGGGUCUGGAGAUAAGGGUUAUUACCAGUGGGGCUGCCUUUGACCUCGCCCACCUCUAGAGAUUUAACUUUGGUGAGUGAAUGGGGGAGGAACAGCUGCAAGGCAGUCCUGGACCUGCCAUUCGCAUCGCUGAGGCAAGAUAUAUUUUUUGAAAUAACUUGCCCAGGCCCAUAGGUCCAUAAUUGGUCCCUGUAAGGGGUGUUGUUUGGGUACUCGUUCAAUGUUUU